AUGGGAAGACUUCGUCGCAAGAGAACUCAUCAUGGUAUCCGUGAUAACUAUCGUAAGCAACGUACCAGAGCUUACACUCGUGAUCUCGAUCAAAUUGCUGAUGACUUGAAGCCCGAGAACAUUGACAAGAAGAAGCAUCAAGAGAUUGACACUGACUUACCUGGUCUUGGUCAACACUACUGUGUUGAGUGUGCCCGUCAUUUCAUUUCCGAAGCUCAUUUGACAGAACAUUUGAAGAGUAAAUUACACAAGAGAAGACUCAAAAAAUUAGAGGAUGAACCUUACACACAGGAAGAGGCUGAUCGCGCUGCAGGCAUUGGUAAGCCUGACAAUGGAAAGAAGGGUGGUCGAGUUUUGACAAGUCAGGAUGUUACCAUGGAGGAGUAA
Messenger RNA from Mucor velutinosus, 387 nucleotides. RefSeq lists its product as uncharacterized. Lineage: Eukaryota; Fungi; Mucoromycota; Mucoromycetes; Mucorales; Mucoraceae. Gene Ontology annotation, molecular function: nucleic acid binding; zinc ion binding. The transcript has 4 exons. Bases 1 to 387 code for a protein of 128 amino acids. The record is from RefSeq and is a predicted model, not a curated record.